Stegodyphus dumicola is the source of this 1552-nucleotide messenger RNA. It is a transcript of the gene pit, whose product is annotated as probable ATP-dependent RNA helicase pitchoune. Lineage: Eukaryota; Metazoa; Arthropoda; Arachnida; Araneae; Eresidae. The record is from RefSeq and is a predicted model, not a curated record. Gene Ontology annotation, molecular function: ATP binding; nucleic acid binding; RNA helicase activity.
CCUCUGGAACCGAACUGUCCUUUUGUCUUGAUUUUUCGCCCAGCCAGCAGAAAAACUUAGUGGAUGCAAAACGACAAUUACCUCACCGUCUUCAACGUGGUGUUUGUGUUGUUUGUGGUGUAUUGGAAUACUUUUUUUUACUGAAAGGUUUUCUAGUGGUAAGUCAUGGAAAGUUUGAGUGACACAUCAUUUAGUUCACUUCAAGAGAAAGUGUCGGAGCAUACUCUAAAAGCAGUUGCUGACAUGGGGUUUGAUAAAAUGACAGAAAUUCAAGCUAGAACCAUUCCACAGCUUUUAGAUGGAAGGGAUGCUGUUGUGUCUGCUAAGACAGGCAGUGGAAAAACUUUGGCGUUCCUCAUUCCAGCUGUUGAACUAAUGUACAAGUUGAAGUUUUCUGCAAGAAAUGGAACUGGAGUUUUAGUAAUCUCUCCAACUCGUGAACUGUCUAUGCAAACAUUUGGAGUUGUGAAAGAACUUUUAAAAUACCAUUCCCAUACACAUGGCUUGGUAAUGGGUGGUGCGAGUAGACAGACUGAAGCUCAGAAGCUUGCAACAGGUGUUAAUAUACUUAUUGCUACUCCUGGAAGACUUCUUGAUCAUCUGCAAAAUACGCAACAGUUUUUAUAUAAAAACUUACAGUGUUUAAUCAUUGAUGAAGCUGACAGAAUCUUAGACAUAGGAUUUGAGGAGGAAAUGAAAAAUAUCAUCCGUAUUUUGCCAAAAAGUAGACAAACAUUGUUGUUCAGUGCUACUCUUACAAAGAAAACAGAAGAUUUAGUAAGAGUUGCCUUAAGGAAUCAACCCUUAUAUAUUGGAGUUGAAGAUCAGGAAGAAAAAGCUACUGUUGAAGGUCUUAAACAGGGUUAUGUUGUGUGCCCAUCUGAAAAGAGGUUUCUUCUUCUCUUUACAUUUUUGAAAAAGAACCGUAAGAAGAAAGUAAUGGUUUUUUUCAGUUCUUGUAUGUCUGUAAAAUACCACAAUGAACUUUUCAACUACAUCGACUUACCUGUCAGUUGUAUACAUGGAAAGCAAAAGCAAAAUAAAAGAACUGUAACUUUCUUCCAAUUUUGCAAAGCAAAGUCUGGUAUUUUGCUAUGUACAGAUGUUGCAGCUCGUGGUUUAGAUAUACCACAAGUGGAUUGGAUUGUACAGUAUGAUCCACCAGAUGAUCCUAAGGAAUACAUCCAUCGUGUGGGUAGAACAGCUCGUGGUGAAAAUCGAAAUGGUCAUGCACUGCUUAUUCUGCGCCCUGAAGAGUUAGGAUUUCUUAGGUAUUUGAAACAUGCUCGAGUACCACUGCAAGAGUAUGACUUUUCUUGGAACAAAGUUGCAAAUGUACAAAAUCAGCUGGAAAAACUUGUUACAAAGAAUUAUUACCUACAAGUAUCUGCAAGGGAAGCAUUCAAGAAUUACAUUCGUUCAUAUAAAUCUCAUCAUAUGAAGAAAGUAUUUAAUGUGGAAACAUUGGAUCUUGCUGCAGUUGCAAAAUCUUUUGGUUUUCCUGUACCUCCGUUUGUCAGUUUUUAAAUAAAGAUAUAUGUAUAUAUUUUAA